GACGCAGACUUGCAGUGGUUGUGCAGUCGCUGCACUUGUUCCAGAACUUUCAAUCUAGACGCGUUUACGGACAUACGAAAUGGCGAUGAAACUUAUCCUGCUAGUGACCGCAUGCCUUCUUCUGCCACUCGCAGACUGCAUGCGCAGGCAGCGCAGCAGUCACUUAAACCUGGAAGAAUACAGCCGGGAACGGCGCCGGAACCGGAUCGACGACUGCGAUGACGUCAGGACCCGGCAGACCAACCUGGAGAGGAACGUGCUGAGUAAACUGACGGCAUUUCAAGACGCGGUCAGGCUGUUGAGCCAGCAGGCCAUGAUACAGCAGGAGUUUGUGGAGGAGAGGAUUCGAUCCGUGGGCCAGUCUGGUAUCUUGAUAGUACGACGCGAUACCGAAGGAACAAGGAACUACUACAGUUCUUCGCAUAUCGAUACUGGGGUAUCGGGAGUUCACGAUCACAGCGACUACUACCAGCUGCUCGGCAUGGGAGAGGUGUGUGUGGUUAUAAAUGGCGUGGAGUUCAGAACGAGGCACAACGACUACAAGUUUAACCGUCCCUCCAGCAACAGCACGAAGUACCGAGCCGUUGAGAGCAUUCCUUUUCCUGAUGUACCAGUGGAGGUCACAAGCAAGGCAACCGUGGAGGAACAGAUCGUGGAGAUGAGGAAAUGGUUCGAGGCUUUUCAGCAACAGAACUCAAGUGUCCGAGACUACAGGCCCUACUUCAAGGCAAACAUCUGCUACAUGGAGGCGGCGUGGACCAAUGAUUCCGGUUCGGUUCUGACUGAGCCGUUCCAGAGUGACCGUCAUUACCUGAACGGCAGGAGCUGGGAUGACUUGAUGGCGAAGCUUCGGUACACGACCUACACCGGCAUCAAGGACAACUUUGAGAACCUCGGGUUCCUCCCCCGCAAGAUCAUGUCCGUAGACCCCGUCACCGGACUUCCGGUCUACGCCCAGUGGAACUACCGCAUCCUGUGUUUCCCCAUACCAUUCGAUCUCCCAACUAAGAACUUGAAACAAAGAGAUGACUUCCAUUGGCGCUACCCACGGAACGUGAGUGAACAAGAUGUAAAGAGCAAACGUGCGGCCAGAUUCCAUCUCAACGACGAGGAUAACGACGAUCAGUUCACCGACUACACGCUCUUGGACAAGGUGAUGGAGCUGGUCCCAGGCAUGGACAACAUCCCGUCCCCGGGACUGCAAGAACUUUACGGCGGUCCCUUGUUCUCUGCUUAUGACGGUGCUACCCCCAAGCCUUUGGCCCAGGGGUUCUAUAACAGGUGGUACAAGUUUGCUGUUGAUGGGGCUAUGGGCUCUGAUUUGGCCCACCGCGGUUUUAAUGACGAGUCGUUGUUCGUGGCACUCAACACACAGAAGCAGAUCGUGCCCAUGAGCAUUACGGACUGCAAGAACAACGUCUGCUCCACGUCGUCUGCACGUGUCAGCUACGCCAUCCCGCUGGAAGUGGUGUACAUGACGCCCCUCUCAAACUGGAACCCUUACAACAUCUGUUUCAAUAACACGAUAUUCACCCCAAUACCUGGAGUGGAGGAUGGUCUAACAAACGAAACGGCCCUGAGGUGUGCGUACCGCAACUUUUACUACCGGACCCCAGCCUCGUUCUUCACCAGUGGACCCCACGAGCCGGAUGACGCAGACACGCCCAGGGUCUCGUUAAAAGUUAGGGCAGGGGACGGUACAGUUGUUGACGUAAGUGUAAGUGGCACCCAGUUUUUCCUGCCGGAUAUCGGCGAGGCGAAGGAGGUCCGCUUGAGGUACCCGAUCCCUCCCAUCCACGGCGAGGGCAGCACCGUGUACAAGGAGGUCAACGCUCUCAGGGACAGGGUCAAGGUCAAUAUUCCCUUGUGAUGAGGUUCCGGGUCCUAGACGUACAUACUUUAAGUUUGUGACGUCACACAGAACCUAAAUAUAGAACAGUUCCAUGUCAAUGGCUUCCUCAGCAAUCCACCAUCCCAGUUUCUCGUUUUUUUUCUCUCCUGGGAAAACUCUACAUCUAUUAAUAUCAGUAUGGAAUAGAAAUAGUAACUCCACGUUCUUGACUCUGACCAAUAUUAUUAACUGUCUCGGGUGAAAUUCCAAUGAGUACUGGCUUUUUAAUAACAAUAAUAAACAGACAACAGACAAUAAUAAACAGACAACUCUGCUCAUGAUUAACAGUCACCUCCCCUUUUAAAAACCCUUGCGGUGCACUUUAUAAAAUGAACCCCAUUUCGUCCACUUUUUUUUGUAUUAUUUCAAUAGAUCUUUAUAAAUUAGAAUUAUAAGUAGCUAUUUUUAAAAUAAAUAAUUAAUUUUAGUAUUAAAAUUAAAUUGUUUUUUAAACAAUUGUAUUGUACAAACUAUGUUGGCAUUUGAUGUACAUAUUGUAUGUUCACGUGAAUAAAUAAACUAAGAGGGUCU
Molecule: messenger RNA, 2422 nt
Organism: Physella acuta
Lineage: Eukaryota; Metazoa; Mollusca; Gastropoda; Physidae
Source: RefSeq, a predicted model, not a curated record